Messenger RNA from Trichobilharzia regenti, 5616 nucleotides. The record is from the annotation of a GenBank genome assembly. NCBI's taxonomy places the organism in Eukaryota, Metazoa, Platyhelminthes, Trematoda, Strigeidida, Schistosomatidae.
AUGCAGGCCGGCCCAUCUUCUGAUCAUGAAGAUGUAAAAGUACUGGAGUCAAACCUUAAAACAAAACAUAUGCACAAGUCUCGUCAGAUAGAUGACGGGAUACCGAAAGAACCUGAGGUAUCAGGUGUAGCUGAACCUAGUACUUUGAAACCACCUAUGGUUAAAAAGAGAAAGAAGAAAGCAAGGAAGCUACCAAAUUUGGACUCAGGUGAUGGUGAUAUGAAAAAAAUGAAAGACGUUCCAUUAGUUGAAAUAAAACAACCUUCACUGAAUGCACGAGCGAGUGAAAAAGAACAACAAGAAGGUGAUGUUAAUAUUGUGGUGAAAAAGGCAACGUCUCCAGUUUCAGCCUCCAUUUCACCACCCUUGAAAUAUGAACAAUCGAAACAAUUUGCAAAGUCAAGAUUCAGCUAUGCUUUGCCUGAAAGGAUGCAACGUUUCAGACGAUCAACAGCGUUAGGCGAUGUAUCAACAAGUCCUGAACUUAGUUUAAGUGAUAUACGAGGCAAAGAAAAUCUCGGUCAAAUAUCUGGAUAUGAAUUUUUUGUGAAAGAGUGGUUUGAUCAGCCAGCUGGAAGAGAAUCAUCUCUUGGUGGAUUUAUUUCCCAUUUGGAAUCACAAAGUGGCGGUAGUGGUGUUGCUGUUGCUGAUGAGGCACUGCUGAGAAUGUUAAAGACGAAACGACACAGAAGUCUAUCGAAGAGGGCGGAAUCAACAACAGAAGACACUUCAGCUGAGAUAAAUCAAGAGAAUCAACCAUUAUUAGCGUUCAAUGAAAGAACAAAACAAGAUUUAUUAGUUUUUGGUCGACUACCACAUUUGUCAAAUCAAGAAAGAAUUCAACUUGAAUCAAAAUUUUUAUACGACCCACCAGAUUCAGAGGUUCCUGUUGAAUUAAAGACUGGAGGUCAACUCCCACGAUAUUUAGAAGAUGAAGGCUUUUUCAUCAGUAAACUACCCUAUGUAGCUCCAACAAAUCUACGUCGACUUGAGAAUCGUAUUAUCAGUGAGAUUCAUAUGGAUGUCUAUGGCUUGAAGACUAUACUGACUUGUCAAUCUGCAGAUGAUGCAACUUUGAAUGGAAAGGUGAAUAAUAAUAAUAAUAAUAAUCAGGAAGUCGAAGAGAAGAAAAAGUUAAAAAUUCAGUCAUGGUUUCGUGAAGAUGGAAUGUUAAACUUACAGUCGAAUCCACUGAAAAAUAUCCCGUCCAGACCAUCACUAUGGAAUGAUCAGUUUAAUCCACUGCCGGAGAAAUUUCAAAUCUUCUAUGUACAACCCCUAUCACCUGAAAUGACUCAGAACUAUUUCAGUAUGCAGUCAGAAGGUUCAAAUUGUCAAAAUCAAUCAACUUUUGCGCUAAAUUUAUCGAGAAAUAAGCAAGCUGGUAAAGAAUGUCGCUUAGAUGUAGAUAUUCGACGAAUUACCUUCGAUUUUCAUCCAUUAUUCAGUUUAGAACAUGUUUACGCCCAGAAUCUACGUCAAAUUGUCCAAGCUUAUGAGUUGGCUUUAUCAAGAGAUCAAGUGAACGCAUGUAUUCAACGUAUAAGCGCUUUAAAAAGAGCACUGAAACAACUUGAAGGCAAACGAAUCGCAAAUGAAAGUACUUUCAACGAAGAUCAACUUGCAGAAAUUGAUUGUCGGAUAGAAGAUUAUUAUCAUGAAAUAAGCCUUAUGCGUCGUGCAAGAAAUCAUGCUGAAGCCUAUGAAAAAGGGUUAUUAGCUUCAGCUCUCCGAGCAUGGAAACGUGUUAAAGAAGCAAGAGUAAAAAGUGGUUGUACAAAUACUACUGUCCGAUUGAAAAUAGCAAAACAAAUGACAAAUGUAGAACAAGAUCUACUGGAUUGGAAUCAAGAAUUAGAUGAAAUUGUCAGUGAAGCGAAACAUCAAUUCGAUAUUGAAUAUCAAGAAGCUCAAAGAAAAUAUGAAGAAGAAAUGGAAGUUUAUAAGCAGGAGAAAAAGAAACUAGAUGCAGCGCUUCGAAGACAACGUUUACGUGAAUCUGGUCAAACUGAUGAAUUGGAGGAUAAUCCAGAUAUAGAGCGUGAAGAUGCACAAAUUCUAGCUAAACAAAAAUUACUUGGUCCACCGCCAACAAGUCCUAGACCCUUCGAUGCACAGAUAGUCAGAGAUGAAGCUGAAAUCAAUUUGAAGAAAUGUAGACGGUUGUAUAAUGAACCAAAGGUGACAGUUAGUCUACUAGAAGAUGCCGUGAUCUCAUCAAAUGCUGAAUGUCCAAAAAAUGAAUUAAAUCGUCGUUUUAAAAUGCUUGAAUACGCCUACUUCAUUAAACUCUACUAUAAUGGUAAAUUAGUUGAAACUACUCAACCACAACUGUUGACAAACUACUUCACAUUGGAUUUCCGUUGGAUUCUACCAAUACAAAUACGUCAUCAGCCUGAAUCUAUUGUGGCAAAAUUAUUUGAAAAACACGGUUGGAAAUCUUAUCAGAUAGGUGAAUUUUAUAUUGCUCCACCAAGUUAUGAAGAGAUGAAAAUAUCUUCAGCCAUACAAACAACAACAACAACAACAGCUACAACACCAUCAUCCUCAUCAAACGCUACAUCUGAAUUCAAUUUACAAUGUUUACGAUUCACUAUAACAACUGGUGCAUCAUUCAAACUUGUUCAAAGUAGUGCCAGUUUACCUGACAUCUCAUCAUUAGUGGCAUAUGUUGGGCUAGGAGGUAAACUUCUAUUGGAAGCAUUAGACGGUACUGGAGAGAAAACUGUCAGCUUGCCUAUCACUGGUACAUUGUAUGCUAUGGCUAAAUGGGUACCAAGUAAAUCAAUAUUAAAUGAUCUGAACAAUAUUGAAGCCAAUAGUGGAUAUCUAAACAGAAGAUCAGCGUAUAUGAACAGCUCAAUGAAAAAGUCCACUACAGAUUUACGUUCACUUUUGUAUCCUUCAAUGCAAAUGUAUCAGUCGAAUCAGCUAUUCUUCAGUGAUACUUUUAAGUUCAACACAGCUACUACUGAUAAUAAUAACAGUAGUAUAACUAACAAACUUAAUUUUACUACGCCAACCCUUGAUCCAAAUAAUACAAUGGAUUCAAAAUUAUUGAAUAUAAUACAGACAAUGUCAGGAACUCACCUGCUGCCAAGCAGUCUACAGAAUACUAAUCAACCAGAUGUCCUUUGUCAUACAAGAGCUGGUGGAGCAAAUUACUUUCAUCUUGAUUAUGCCCUUGAACGUUAUAAUUUUUGUACUGAUGAAGAUUUGGACAAAUCGAAACGCUUACGAUUAUUCCGUUUGAGACAGAAUCGUGUACCAGGAUUUCAAAAUAUUAUUAUACCAUCAUAUGCAAGGCAUAUAUCAGAGGAUAUUUUUGAUUCAUUGAAUGAAAAGAAAAGUUUUGAUACACAUUACAGUACACUGAAGGGCAUGAAAGCCUAUAAACAAAGGCAUAAAAUGUAUAUUGAUAAGAUAAAAAACGAGGUGAAUCAACAUUUUCAAGAGGCGUUAAAUAAAAAAUCCCUACGAGAAAUUGUUAUCGAAGAAGAGAUACCUAAUAUCUUAUUUUUAUUGCCAUUAUUUAAAAGAUUAUUUGAACCAAAGCGACCGUUAAGACCAAAAUAUCAAGAACGUCGUCGUAUUGGUCCGCAGUAUGUACACGAUUGUGGUUUACAGUUGAUUGUUACCAUUCACGGUGCUUAUAAUUUACCUAUACGAAGUAGAAAGAGAACUGACCAAUCAGAUUAUAGAGAUAAUAAAAUAGAGGAUAGGAAUAAUCCUUUAAAACCAUUUGUUGAAGUAAAAUUUCAACAGCACAAAAAAUCCACGAUUCCAUCUGAAGGUAGAAAUCCAAGUUGGAAUACAGAAUUUCGAUUCGGAUUCUUUUUAACAGCGGAAACACCAAAUUUAGAAUGUAUGAAAGAUCCAAUCAUUAUUAAUGUAUACGAUCAAGUGACAUUCAGUCAGGCAGAAGGUGAACAGCAAGAAGCCUUGUCAACGUCAUUAUCAUCACACUACAUACAACGUGUUGAACAUCAUUUAAUCGGUUCAACUGAAGUACCUUUGUCAACAAUUUACUUAAACUCUAAGGUUAGUGGUAGAAUAAAUUUGUCAGUUCCAAUAAUUCUACAAGGAUAUGAAACAGUAAAUCUAGCCAAAUCUUCAAUUCGACCAAUGGUUGAUGUUUUGAUGACAUUGGAGCCGUCGAUUUAUCCACCUGCACCAUUGAUGGACUCGUUCAUGACUACAGAAUCAGUCAGUAUACAGUCAACUUUGACAAAAUGGUAUGAAAAGUUGUCAAAGCAUAAAUACAUGUCUGAUCGACUAUUUAAACCGUUGGUUAUGAAUUCUGAUUGUCAUGAAGUACUCAUGACACGUUUUCUAUAUCCGCUUAAUCCACCGGAAGAUUUCCUCCCUGGACAGAAAACUGGUUUGACAAUUUCAGAGUCUAUGUUACGUUUAGCUCGUUAUGUGUCACUUAUUCCGUAUGAACCUGAUGCUGCUUCAUUUCCUGGUUUAGCUCAAGUUUGGUGUACUUGUGAUCAAUUUUUAAGUAUGCUUCGUGGUGAUGAAGAAGAACACGCAGUACUCCUGGCUUGUUAUUUUAUGUACAUAUUGAAAUUUAAUACUAUGGAUAACACUGGUGAUGAUGUUGACACCUCCAAUGUUCCAACUACUUCAAAUCAAUCAUUCAAGUCACCAGUUACCUCAGUGUAUUUAUGUAUUGGUGAAGCAGUUCCUGAAGGUCGUACAGUUUACAUAAUGACCGAAGAUUUUAUUUCACAAAAGCAUAUUACUGAAUCAAUCAAUUGGCGUUUAUGGAAUCCUGUUACUGGGCAAAAUUAUUCCGUUCACGAUGUUAAUAAUCCAUUGCGUUCUGUUUGGGGGCUAGUCAAUUCACAAAAUAUUUUAGCUAACAUUCAACAAAAGAAAGAACCCUGGGAACUAGUUUGGGAUUUAACUUCCACAAAAUGUUGGUUACCUGUAUUCUCAAAAACUGAAGUUCUGAAUAAUUCAUCAGCUUCUCUAGAAACUAUUCAACCAAAAACACUGUUAUAUGCUAGUUUAGAAUCACGUGAAGUUGAGCAUAUAAAAUUUGAAUUGGAAACUGUAUUGAGAGAUGCUUUAAUGGAUUGGCGUAAAACAAAGAUAACUCGACUUAAUUAUGAAUUUAUCAAAGAGUUUAAUAAAAUGCUUGAAAAUUUAGAAAAGAAUAAUGGAGCAUAUUAUGAUGGAUUAGGUCAAUUGCUUGAUCGUAUUUCAAGUAAAUAUCAUAUUUAUGGUUUCCCAAUGAAUUUCUCCUACAUGGAACCUCAUGAAAUUAUCGCUAGAGUUAAAUCAAAGGGGAUACAUGAAUUAAUUGGAAGUGAAUUCACGCUAGCUGAUGUUGUUAAUCGUUUUCAUCAACACGAAGAACAACAACAACAACCACCAAGAAGUUCAAUGGCUUUUUCAAAGACGACAUUGACUAGUUUAACGGAUUCUUUAUUUACUGUUGGUAGUGGUAGUCAUAAAGCAUCAUUAACUCCAAUGAGAAGAUCACAAGCAGACUUAAUGAAUGAUAUUCAAUUCACUUUAAAUGUUUAUGUGAAAGCUUAUCCUGGACCAGUUCUAUCUAUAUGGAUUUAUUUGGCUGGAUUAUGGAGGCGUGCAUCUAUUGAAUAA